Messenger RNA from Didymella exigua CBS 183.55, 276 nucleotides. RefSeq lists its product as uncharacterized. Lineage: Eukaryota; Fungi; Ascomycota; Dothideomycetes; Pleosporales; Didymellaceae. The record is from RefSeq and is a predicted model, not a curated record. Bases 1 to 276 code for a protein of 91 amino acids. Gene Ontology annotation, biological process: proton motive force-driven ATP synthesis. The transcript is spliced from 3 exons. Gene Ontology annotation, molecular function: proton transmembrane transporter activity.
AUGUCCACCUCGGUCGGUGUCAAUGUCCUCCGAUGGUCCGCCCUGGCCACGGGCCUCUUCUACGGCGCCUACACGCAGCUGUCGAUAACGGCGCGUGACAAGCUCACCGCCGAGCAGCACGCCUACAGCCACAGGGAGUCGCUGAUCCGCCAGGCCAAGGCCGAGUGGGCAAAGACACACCCCCAGGAGCAGUCCACGCCCUCUGCCGCCAAGGCCGACGCCAAGGACCCCAACGCCGACCUGAACGCAGUCCUCGGCAUCACAGACGCGAAAUGA